UGUAUUCUCACAGAGAAACAAAGGGCAUAUCUUUAGUCACAGCUGAUUACAAGAGAAAUUCUUGAGAAACAAUGAAGCAAUGUUUCCAGUGGUGUCAUUCACUCUAGAUAUCAGGGUGUGAUUCUUGCACAUCUAUUUAUUUGGAAGGGUGAUUUACCAAUGCCUUCAAAAAUCUGGCCUGACUAGAUUGCACCCACCUGGCUUUCAAACACCUACAUCCAGUUCAGGUGAGUAAGGUGUUGUGUGUAGACAUGGCUACACAGGUGGGAGUAAACUCAGGUGAGAGCGGGCAGACCUCCUCUCCGGGGGCCAGAAAGCCCAAUUUAGCCCCUAAACCUCACCUCAUGCCCAAGCCUUUCACCCUGGAGAAGAAACCCAUCCGUCAAAUAUCCGCUCCAAAGCCUUCAGUCAGUAAGCCAGCCCUGCAAACCACUGCCCCAGCUAAGCCGGUGCCAACCACUACCCCAAAGCCCACUCCGAAUGUCCCAGGGAAGCCAGGCAUUUCCAGUAGCUCUCAACUAGAGGUGACUGCUUCCACUCCAGCAGUCAGUCCUAAGCCUACUCCAGCUGUGGCGCCAAAACCAGAGAAAGCCAUUCGCGAUCCAGUUGUUGCGGCCCAUGCUACUCCAGAAACCACUGCCCCAAAGCCUGAACCAGCGAGCCUCUCAAAAGCUCCCCCACCUGUGGCACCAAAGCGCACACCUGUCGUGCCAACCAAACCAGACCACGCCAACGUUGUCAAGUCAGACUUGCCUAAAAGUAGUGAUAACAGCGAAGGUAGUCCAGUCACCACAGCAGAGACGAACCUACCAAAGACCACUGAUGCUGGCGUGAAGCUAAGAACCAGGGUUAAAUCUGUAGGUGCGUCAGAUCGUCAACAGCAUGAAGAGGCUCUAAAAGAAGGCCAGGAACCUGACAUAGCUGAGUCCAGCCCAACCACAGAGACCUCAGACGGCAAGACCAACCCCCGAUGGCCCCGCAAGCGUCUUUCGAUGGAGCUGACCUCCAGGUUCGAGUCCCUAUCCGUCCCACCUGCAGUUCCCCUUCGGCCAAGCAAGGACAACAACCAGGAGCGGUCGGGCAAAAAGGAGACCCCGACCGUUGCCCCGGGAGGGCUCAAAGACCGAGGAUCCGAUGCGGUUCAGACCCCUCCAGAACCGGACCAGAAGCCCAAACCCACUAUGGUGCCCAGGAGAGAGUGGCGGAAAAGCGAAGAGAAGGAAAACGAAAAAGAGAACGAGACAGAGAAAGAGAAAGAGAAAGACAAGGACGACUCCGGUGGCGGCUCCAUUAAACGGCGCAUCAGCAUGCUGUUGGACUCCUCGGCGGCCUCCCAGCAGCGAGAGUCCACCAAACGAGAAGAGCAACCGCCAGCGGAGUCACCUGCAGAGAUCUCUGUGGACGUCAAGCAGAGGAUCAAAGAGCUGAAACUGGACGUUGGAGCGUCACCAAACACCACGAGAGGCUCUCCAGCCCAGAGACCAUCAGAGAAAUCGCCCGGCGGGUCUGCAGAGCCCUCAGCCGAAGGAGGCACGGCGACGACCCCGGUCCUGGUGGAGUACGCCGUGGACAGCGUACCUGCCGUAGGUGUGGUGUGUGCGGUCAGCGAGAGCGUGGCUUUGGCUCCGCUGGAGGACAAAGCACAGACCCUCCGCCGCUCUGGAGGGCCUGGUGUGCUGACCAAGCAGGAAGAGGAAUCGUCUGGGGAGGAAGAUGAGGAGGAGGAGGAGGAGGAAGAGGAAGAAGAUGAACAGGUAGAAGGGGGAGAGGAAGCCAUAGAGUCCAGCCCAAUGCCUCUCUACCGAAGAAAGGGUCUCUUUGAGAGAGACACAGAGCGGGAGAAGGAAGAGAAGGAGCGAGAGGAGGAGACGCUCAGGCUCAGGCAAAAAGAAGAGAAAGAGAGGGAGAGACUGAGAGAGAUCGAGCAGGAGAGAGAGAGGGAGAGAAUACGGCGGGAGAAGGAGUGCAAAGAGGAGGAGAAGAGGAGACAGAAGGAGGAGGAGGAGAGAGAGAGACUCCGAGAGGAGGAAAGGAAAAGAGAAAUGGAGGAAGAGAUGGAAAGGCAGAAGAAAAAAGAGGAGGAAGAGAGGCUAAAGAAGGAGGAGGAGGAGGAAAGAGUGAGACUGGAAAAGGAGAGAGAGAGACAGAGAGAAGAGGAGGAACGAAUAAGAUUGGAAAAAGAGAGGCAACGGCUGAGAGAAGAGGAAGAAAGGAUUAGGUUGGAAAGAGAGAGGGAAGAGGAGCAGAGAAGACAGAAAGAAGAGGAGGAAAGAAUACGACUGGAGCGGGAGAGGGAGAGAGAGGAGGAGAUGAGGAGACAAAGAGAGGAGGAGGUGAGGAGGCAAAGAGAGGAGGAGGAAAGAAUAAGGGUUGAAAAAGAGAGGGAGAGACAGAGAGAGGAAGAAGAGAUGCUGAGGCUGGAAAAAGAAAGGGAGAGGCAAAGAGAAGAGGAGCGAGAGAGAGCGAGACAGAAGGAGGAGGAAGAGCGACUGAAACAGGAGCGAGAGAGGGAGAGACAGAGAGAAGAGGAGCUACGGAAAGAAAAAGAGGAGGAAAGGAUGAGACUUGAACGAGAGAGUGCAAGACAGAAGGAGGAGGAAGAGCGACUGAUACAGGAGCGAGAGAGGGAGAGACAGAGAGAAGAGGAGCUACGGAAAGAAAAAGAGGAGGAAGAAAGGAUGAGACUUGAACAAGUGAGGGAGAGACGGAGAGAGGAAGAAAAGUUGCAAGCGGAGAGAGAGAGAAAAGAGGCAGAAGAGAGACAGAGACAGCUGGAGAGAGAAAUGGAGAGACAAAGAGAGGAGGAUGCAAGACAGAGGGAGGAAGAAGAAAGACUGAAGAGGGAAAGGGAGAGGCAGCGAGAGGAGGAAGAGAGACUGAGACUGGAAAAAGAGAGAGAAGAGGAGAGGAAACGACAGCAGGAACAGGAAGAAAGGGACUGGCUCGAAAAAGAGAGGGAGAGACGGAGAGAGGAAGAGGAACGACUCGAGAGAGAAAGGCAGCGACAGAGAGAGGAGGCAGAGAAGCAAAGACUGGCUGAAGAACAGCAGAGACAGCUGGAGGAAGAGAGGAAGAAGAAGGAACAGGAGGAUAGAGAACGAGCCCUCGAACGAGAGAGAGAAGAACAGAGACAGAGGGAGCAAGAGAGAGAGAGAAACACUAUGAGAGAAGAAGAGAAGCAGUCAGCGCCAGUGAAAGAGGAGGUGGCAACAUGCGAUGAUUUGAUCAAUUUUGACAUGGAUGAGCCACCGUCCGCCCCAGCGGCCGAGUCCGUCCCGUCCGGUGCUGCCUCCCACACUGCCCCCCCGCUGGAGCCGGACGUCACCUAUGACAACCACUCGGCUGGGACGUUCCGGAGGUGGGGCACCAAACCCAGACCUUCACGCAGACUCCCCCAGGAUGAGAGGCCCUCUGCUGGGGUCGAGGUGUCUGUGGAUGGAAGCCCCCUGGAUGAUGGCCAGUCUUUGAUUGCAGCUGAGCCGCGUGCUGCAGAGCCAGAGCUCAGACAGCCCACCCUGGCGCCCUCUGCUCAGGAGGAACAGGAAGAGACCAAGGAAAAGCUCAAAAGUGCAGUGGACGAGUCCAGGGUGCAGGACACUGAUGCUUUGAUACCAGAUUCCGAGACCCAUGACGACACCCAGGAACCAGACAAUAGCCACACUGCUGAAAGAGCUAAAUCCCCAGAGAUCGUCGUGCCUGAGGUCACAGCCACUGAAGAUGAACCUGAGGCUGAACCUGUGGCUGAAGCUGAGGCUGAACUUGAGGCUGAAGAUGAAGCUGAAGAUGAAGCUGACAUGGUGGACAAUGACCUUCCCUCAGAGCCGGAGCCAGAGCCAGAGCUCCCUCCCUUCCCUGAGGUCACGACGCCUCUGCUGGACUCCACGGUUCAGCGCUCCAGAGUGGACCUGGGGAAGAGGAGGAGCACACGAACACGUCCCCCCAAAGCCAGUCGCCAGAGCGCCGCCAUGCCGACGGUAGAGGAGGGCUCCGCCCCUGACUGGAGGUUCUGUGACAGCGCAGAUGGAAAAAUGCCUUCGUCUAAAGAGGAGUCCAGCUCCGAGGAUGAGCAACCUCGAGAGAAAGAGGCGACUCCUACCCCCUCCCAACCUCACAGAGUCGCCCUGCCAGGGAUGGACGCUGCCUCCCUGAAGGCUCGUCUGUUUGGGAGCAAGAGACGAAGUGGGGAAGGAACAAAAGGUGUGCGCACUGAUGCGAAAGUGCCUUUGUCUAAAGAGGAGGAGUCAAGCUCUGAGGAUGAGCAGCCGAGAGAGAAGCAGGCGACUCCUACCCCCUCCCAACCUCACAGAGUCGCCCUGCCAGUGAUGGACGCUGCCGCCCUGAAGGCGCGUCUGUUUGGGAGCAAGAAACGAAGUGGGGAAGCAGCAACAGGAGGAAAAGGAGGAGGAGGAGGAAAAAGGAGGAGGAGGAGGAGGAGGAGAUGGAAGAGAAGGAGGAGAUGGGGACAGUCCGAAAGACGGAGCCUCCCCAUCACCCCCCGUCCCGGCUGCCCGCUCCCCCCGAGUACCGCCCCCUGUGGGAGCAAAGGAGGGAGGGAGCAGCCCCUCACCACUGUGGCUGAAGGAGCUGAAGUCCAAGCAGCGGCUGAGCCAGCAUGGUCAGCCUGACGCCGACGUGUAAUCUGGUCCAACAGGAAGUGACAUCAGAAGAUGGUGCCUUGCUGAAUCCCAGGUGACACCGAUGCUGCUGCUGCUGCUAUCGCUGAGCCUCCUUCCUGACCGCCAUGCACCGUGCCUUCUGGAACUUUCUCACGAGUUGACCACCCAUAGCAGGACAGUGGUUGGGGCAGGGGGCGACCUCCUCUUGCUCAGUACCAUCAGUGGAUCCCUGGGUUUGCGACCUCCGGGUCAAAAGGUUACUCAAACUUGAAGAGACUCUACCAUCCAAAAGGACUGACUGACGUGCUGGGACACAACACAAUGCUAAAGGAGAAGAGAUGUGGAUGCAGUGAAGACCACAUAAGACCACUUUAGUCUUCUUCAAGAUGCACUUUAGGGAGAUGAGACCACAGGACUUUAAGUGCCUCCAAACUGAGUUUGGUUCUUUUUUUAAUUUUUUGUAAUCCUGGAUCGAAAAAAAAAAAUGUAUAUGCUUUGCGAUGACUAUGCAUUAAGCAAGCAGGUAAACACCACGUCAAACCUCUGUAUAUUUGCAGAUCUCCACCAUAGAAUACAUAUUAAUCACUCUUGUCGUUAUGUUCACUUGCUCUUGUUGCUGUACAUACACAUUCCCAUGUCUGUUGAGAAGCUAACGCAAAUGAAUGCUAAAGCUAAUUCAGUCUUUUCCUAUAUGUGCCAGUAAGAGGCCUUCUGUGCCCAGUGUUUCUGGGUCUAUCAGUCUUGAGACUGAGGGGUGCAGGAUGAGGUAGCCUCAUAUCUGAUCCCAGGUCAGCUAUUCACAUCCUGCUAUGCCAAAUGGAGACAGUCAGUCAACCCCCCCUGUCCCGUUCGCUGCCAUUAUCUGUGUGUCUUGCCAUUCUGUCCCAGCCAGUGCCAACUGCCACCGAUGCUGGCGCUGAUGCAAUCGCUGGGCACUCCCCUGGCACCACUCUUAAUCCAGUUUCCAGAACCGCUGCCAUGCCACUGCCAUGGCGUGAGCACUUUUGUUGAGACCUCUGAUUGGCUGCCAUGAAAAUGAUUCAUUUGUAAUUUUACAUCAAGUCCGACUCGUUUGAUGACUGAGUGAUUAUGGAUCAUGAAAAUGAUUCAUUGUAAUUGACAUCAGUCCGACUCGUGUGAUGACUGAGUGAUUAUGGAUCAAGGAAUUGUAUUUUACUUGUCUUUUGACUUUGCUAACUUCUCUGAGUCUGUCAUUUUUUCUGCAAAGCUAUAUUUUUUCUGUCAAUAGGGAGACAUUUUACAUAUGGAUGGGUAAUAUAUGUAUUUUAAAAAGCAAUCAUGGGAAUUCUCUAUUAAAAUAAUUUUGAUGGGGA
Molecule: messenger RNA, 5950 nt
Organism: Sardina pilchardus (European sardine)
Lineage: Eukaryota; Metazoa; Chordata; Actinopteri; Clupeiformes; Clupeidae
Gene: tnks1bp1
Product: tankyrase 1 binding protein 1
Exons: 12
Coding region: 252-4625 (1457 amino acids)
Biological process (GO): regulation of DNA-templated transcription
Molecular function (GO): DNA-binding transcription factor activity
Source: RefSeq, a predicted model, not a curated record